This is a messenger RNA of Oncorhynchus masou masou (cherry salmon), 9224 nucleotides long. It is a transcript of the gene cmya5, whose product is annotated as cardiomyopathy associated 5. Lineage: Eukaryota; Metazoa; Chordata; Actinopteri; Salmoniformes; Salmonidae. Gene Ontology annotation, cellular component: cytoplasm. The record is from RefSeq and is a predicted model, not a curated record. The transcript has 14 exons. The coding region runs from base 260 to 8389 and encodes 2709 amino acids. Gene Ontology annotation, molecular function: protein binding.
UCCAUCUCUCUCCCCUCCCCUCUCUCCCUUUCACUUAGCCCUCUCCUGUCUCGCUCUGUCCCUCUCUGUCAGUCUAUUUCCAGUGCUAGCUGCGUCAGGCGAAUAGCUCCCAGCUUGGAAUGACACAAAUAGGAAGAGGGACUCCAAUCCUCUAAGAGGGUCAGAUACCAACAGAAAAAUAACAAGAAACUUUAGAAAACAUCAGGAACUACGGAAAAAUACUGAAACCUGCUAAAGGAACCUGCUAUAAACUACAAAAAUGGACUCUGAUAUGGCGUUGACGGAAUUACAGGAGCAUGAGUUGCCAGAGGCCAUCGUUCAGGAGGAUGAAGACGACGUGGAGGAACUCAGGAACAGUCUGCGGGAGGUGGUCCAGGACCAGUCUGUGAAGCCCAAGCUGCAGUGUCUGAUGGUGGACCCGUCCUUCUCCAUGGUGACUGUUCAGAGUGAGGACAGCGGCAUAGUCUGGGAAACGGCCUCCAGCCGAUGCUCCACCCCCUGGGCGUCGGAGGCCAGCUACAGCUCUGACACCUACAGUUUGGAUGGCUCUGCUACUGGUGGUGGAGGUGCACAGGGCAAAAUUACCAUUGUCUUCGAUGAGGACAAGAUAGUUCGGAGGAGGAAGAGGAUGAGAGGAAAGGCCAGGCUGGGGGAGAGGCUAAGGAGACCCGGGAGCUCCAGGUCUGGCUCGACACUGGGGGUGGAGAGGCCUGAGAUGGCUGAGGUGUCUGUGCCAAACAUCCGAGUGGAGAGUGUAGAGUCAGACACAGAGUCAGGGGAAGUGAAAGACAAAGAGCAGGAGCUGUUUAGUCUGAUUUCAGAGGGUUAUGAGAUCCUCAACAUCAAAGUCCCGUCCAAACUGCCCACAGUGGACGAGGAGGAGAGCACUGAGCUGCAGGAUAACCUGUCCUACUUGGAGGAGACACCCAGGAUCAGGUCCAAAUCCAGGCGGGGCUCUGAGGCCUUACCUGCCCAGGACUACCCAGAAAUGAAGGAGGUACAGGAGGGCACAGAAGGAGAAGAAGUAGGAGAGACUAAGCCCUCAGAACCCACAGAGCAACAGGGGCCUCACAACCACAAGGAUGGCACCAGCGACAUGGACUACUUUGAGGCAUUUACCCUCCUGGAUGAGGUGGUUCCUGGGCAGCAGGUUCCAGAGCCAGUGGGAGAUGAGACACCCACGAAGCCCCAACGAGAGGAGACUAAUCUGGGGCAGAUGACAGCCACAGACAGCCUCUCUGCAGCUCCGGACGAUGACUUUGUGUUUGUCACAGACAUGGAGAUUGCCAGCGAGCGUUUGGAUGAGGUGUUCUACGGGAACAAACACCACGCACCCCCAGAAGACCUGAUGAAAAGGGGAGAAGAGGAUGAAGAGGAGGGAGGGAAGGAAGGAAGAAGGGAGAGUCUGAGGUCUCUGAAGGAAAGUGGGUCAGCGCUGUUCGGCAGAGAGGAGAGCAUCCUCACCCCCAUCUUCCUCUCCCCAGGACCCCCUAAGAUCAUUGAUCCCAUCCUGCUAGAGGAACCCACAGCCAUGUCCUUCCUCUACUCCGACCUGUACGAGGACGCCAUGGGGGAGAGGAGGAGGAGCGACGAGGAAGGCUCAGAGGCAGAGAGCGUGGGGUCGGACAGAUCGUUCCAGAGGCGACUGUCUGAUUCAGAGGAAACAGACGGAUACCUGGAGAAGUUUAUCCUGAAAGACGAGACUCCCAAUGUGGAGGACCAAUCAGAAGAAGUGGAUGGCAAAGGGGAGGGGCUAAUGAUGUGGUCGCAGAGUAAGUUUGAGCUGACCGGAUUCCUAACAAGAGUGGUGGAAGAAGAAGAAGAGGAGAAGGAGGAGUGUAAGAAGGAGGAGAUCAAAGCUGCAGAGAUGAAUGGGUACCUGCAACCAGCAGGAUAUAAAGAGAUGGAAGAAUCAACAGAGAGAUCUUUGCUGCACAUCAAGGAAACUGGUCCAGAAAACGACCCUGAGUCUGUAAAUACAGACAGCAAAGUGUCUCAAGUUGAGAAGGACCAUCUAGUCCCAGGAAAGAAACCUGAGAAGGUUGAUGUGGUAGAUGAAGCUAAAAGUGAGACAACACCUGAGGCACAUGAGUCAGAGGUUGACAGCCAGGAGGAGGUAGUGUCAGAUAAAGUAUCCCAUGAAACAGAGCUACUAGCUCGGGCAGAGGAGGUGAAAAAACAAGACAAAGUAGAAGUGUCUAGAGUGGCAAAACCAGUUGUAAUUCAGGAGCCUGUGGUUGUACAGGUGAACCAGGUGUCAACUGAAAGUAAAACAGAGACUGUAGUUAAAGCAUCUGAACCUGUAAGAGCAGAGGAUGCUAUUAAAGAUCCAACUGAGGCCAUAGCAGGAGCACUGGAACUACACAGGGUCUCUCAAAAGGCAGUUACUGAUUUAUCAGUAGUUGUUGUGAAAGUAUCAGAUAAUACUAAAAUGGCAUCUGAAAUUGCAGCUGAAACAAUCAAUAGAAUGGAAAUGCUAGCUGAAGCACACAAAGUUGAAAAAGUAGAGAAUAGAUCUGAGGAGCCUGUGAGUGUAGCGGAGGAGUCCUUCACACACAAUCCUGAAGCCGAAGUAGUUCCAACUGCCCCUCCUGCAGAAGCUGCGGAGCGAUGGGCGUCACUUCUUGCCCCUGCCGAGGGAGAUAAGGGACAGGAGAAAGAGCCAAUGAAGAAGCAGGACUUGGAAGGUGAGGACGAGUGGGUGUUCACUCCCCUCAGGAGCUUUGCUCCUCAGGAAGACCUCUCUGAGCUGCACAGAGAAACUGUAGUUUCAGAGAUGGAGCUGCACAGGGAGACUGCAGAAGAGCUGGAGUAUGAGAUAAUCUCGCAGCAGGAGGCAAGAGAGAUGAUGGUGUCUGAGACAGAGAGAAAACGGCUCUGCCCAGGCCCUAACUCUAAUCUAGAGAGAGAGAGGGAGCUGGAGAAAGAAAAGGAGAGAGAGAUGGAGUUGGAGAGGGAGAGAAAGAAGCAGAGGCUCAAGGAGGAGGAGAGACAGGAGAGGGAGGAGAGGGAGAGACAGGAGAGGGGGAGACAGGAGAAGGAGAGACAGAUGGGGUUGGAGAGGGAAAGAGAAAGAGAAAGGGAGAGGCUAAGGCUGAAGGAGGCAAAGGAGAGACAGGAGAAGGAGAACAAGGAGAGGAAGGAAAAGGAGAGACAGGAGAGGGAGAGACUUAUACAAUUGGAAAGGGAGAGAUAUAGGGAGAGGCAGGGGCUGAAGGAGGAGAAGGAGAGACAGGAGAGGGAGAAACAGGAGAGGGAGAGACAGGCGGAAAAUGAAAGAGAAAAGGAGAGGCUGAAGGAAGAGGAGGAGAAGGAGAGACAUGAGAGGAAAAGACAGAUGGAGAGGGAGAGAGAAAAGGAGAGGCAGAGGCUGAAAGAAGAGAAGGAGAGACAGGUGAGGGAGAGAACAAUAGAAUUGGAGAGGGAGAGAGAAAGGGAGAGGCUGAAGGAGGAGAAGGAGAAGGAGAGACAGGUGAAGGAGAGACAGGAGAGGGAUAGACAUAUAGAGUUGGAGAGGAAGAGAGAAAGGGAGAGGCAGAGGCUGAAGGAGGAGAGCGAGGAGAAGGAGAGACAGGAGAGGGAAAGAGAAAGGGAGAGACAGAGGCUGAAGGAGGAGAAGGAGAGACAGGAGAGGGAGAGACAGAUGGAGAAGGAGAGAGAAAAGGACAGGCAGAGGCUGCAGGAAGAGAAAGAGAGACAGGAGAAGGAGAAGGAGAGACAGAUAGAAUUGGAGAGGGAGAGAGAAAAUGAGAGGCAGAGGCUGAAGGAGAGAGAGGAGAAGGAGAGACAGGAGAGGGAGAGACAGAUGGAGUUUGAGAGGGAAAGACAAAAGGAGAGGCAGAGGCUGAAGGAGAGGGAGGAGAAGGAGAGACAGGAGAGGGAAAGGCAGAUGGAGUUGGAGAGGGAGAGAGAAAAGGAGAGGCAGAGGCUGAAGGAGGAGAGCGAGGAGAAGGAGAGACAGGAGAGGGAGAGAGAAAAGGAGAGGCAAAGGCUGAAGGAGGAGAGACAGGAGAGGGAGAGACAUAUGGAGAAGGAGAGAGAAAAGGACAGGCAGAGGCUGAAGGAAGAGAAAGAGAGACAGGAGAAGGAGAGACAGAUAGAAUUGGAGCAGGAGAGAGAAAAUGAGAGGCAGAGGCUGAAGGAGAGAGAGGAGAAGGAGAGACAGGAGAGGGAGAGACAGAUGGAGUUUGAGAGGGAAAGACAAAAGGAGAGGCAGAGGCUGAAGGAGAGGGAGGAGAAGGAGAGACAGGAGAGGGAAAGGCAGAUGGAGUUGGAGAGGGAGAGAGAAAAGGAGAGGCAGAGGCUGAAGGAGGAGAGCGAGGAGAAGGAGAGACAGGAGAGGGAGAGAGAAAAGGAGAGGCAAAGGCUGAAGGAGGAGAGACAGGAGAGGGAGAGACAUAUGGAGAAGGAGAGAGAAAAGGACAGGCAGAGGCUGAAGGAAGAGAAAGAGAGACAGGAGAAGGAGAGACAGAUAGAAUUGGAGCGGGAGAGAGAAAAUGAGAGGCAGAGGCUGAAGGAGAGGGAGGAGAAGGAGAGACAGGAGAGGGAGAGACAGAUGGAGUUUGAGAGGGAAAGACAAAAGGAGAGGCAGAGGCUGAAGGAGAGGGAGGAGAAGGAGAGACAGGAGAGGGAAAGGCAGAUGGAGUUGGAGAGGGAGAGAGAAAAGGAGAGGCAGAGGCUGAAGGAGGAGAGCGAGGAGAAGGAGAGACAGGAGAGGGAGAGAGAAAAGGAGAGGCAAAGGCUGAAGGAGGAGAGACAGGAGAGGGAGAGACAUAUGGAGAAGGAGAGAGAAAAGGACAGGCAGAGGCUGAAGGAAGAGAAAGAGAGACAGGAGAAGGAGAGACAGAUAGAAUUGGAGCGGGAGAGAGAAAAUGAGAGGCAGAGGCUGAAGGAGAGGGAGGAGAAGGAGAGACAGGAGAGGGAAAGACAGAUGGAGUUGGAGAGGGAGAGAGAAAGGGAGAUGCUUAGGCUGAAGGAGGAGAGUGAGGAGAAGGAGAGACAGAUGGAGAAGGAGAGAGAAAAGGACAGGCAGAGACUGAAGGAAGAGAAAGAGAGACAGGAGAAGGAGAAGGAGAGACAUAUAGAAUUGGAGAGGGAGAGAGAAAAUGAGAGGCAGAGGCUGAAGGAGAGGGAGGAGAAGGAGAGACAGGAGAGGGAAAGACAGAUGGAGAGGGAGAGAGAAAGGGAGAUGCUUAGGCUGAAGGAGGAGAGUGAGGAGAAGGAGAGACAGGUGGAGAGGGAGAGAGAAAGGGAAAGGCAGAGGCUGAAGGAGGAGAGCGAGGAGAAGGAGAGACAGAUGGAGAAGGAGAGAGAAAAGGACAGGCAGAGGCUGAAGGAAGAGAAAGAGAGAAAGGAGAAGGAGAGACAGAUAGAAUUGGAGAGGGAAAGACAAAAGGAGAGGCAGAGGCUGAAGGAGAGGGAGGAGAAGGAGAGACAGGAGAGGGAAAGGCAGAUGGAGUUGGAGAGGGAGAGAGAAAAGGAGAGGCAGAGGCUGAAGGAGGAGAGCGAGGAGAAGGAGAGACAGGAGAGGGAGAGAGAAAAGGAGAGGCAAAGGCUGAAGGAGGAGAGACAGGAGAGGGAGAGACAUAUGGAGAAGGAGAGAGAAAAGGACAGGCAGAGGCUGAAGGAAGAGAAAGAGAGACAGGAGAAGGAGAGACAGAUAGAAUUGGAGUGGGAGAGAGAAAAUGAGAGGCAGAGGCUGAAGGAGAGGGAGGAGAAGGAGAGACAGGAGAGGGAAAGACAGAUGGAGAGGGAGAGAGAAAGGGAGAUGCUUAGGUUGAAGGAGGAGAGUGAGGAGAAGGAGAGACAGGUGGAGAGGGAGAGAGAAAAGGAGAUGCAGAGGCUGAAGGAGGAGAAGGAGAGACAGGAGAGGGAGAGAGAAAGGGAAAGGCAGAGGCUGAAGGAGGAGAGCGAGGAGAAGGAGAGACAGAUGGAGAAGGAGAGAGAAAAGGACAGGCAGAGGCUGAAGGAAGAGAAAGAGAGACAGGAGAAGGAGAGACAGAUAGAAUUGGAGAGGGAGAGAGAAAAUGAGAGGCAGAGGCUGAAGGAGAGAGAGGAGAAGGAGAGACAGGAGAGGGAAAGACAGAUGGAGUUAGAGAGGGAGAGAGAUAUUGAGAGGCAGAGGCUGAAGGAGAGAGAGGAGAAGGAGAGACAGGAGAGGGAAAGACAGAUGGAGUUAGAGAGGGAGACAGAAAAGGAAAGGGAGAGGCAGAGGCUGAAGGAGGAGAGCGAGGAGAAGGAGAGACAGGAGAGAGAGAGACAGAUGGAGAGGGAGAGAGAAAAGGGCAGGCAGAGACUGAAGGAAGAGAAAGAGAGACAGUUGAGGGCAGAGAAGGAGAGACAUGAGAGGGAGGAAAAGGAGAGGGAGAGAGAGUUGUUGAGGGAGGAGGAGAGACAGGAGAGGGAGGAGAGGGAGCAGAAGGAGAGAGAAAGAGACAAUCAGAGGCUGAAGGAGAAGGAGCAACAGGAGAGGAAGAGUGAGAUGGAGUUGGUAUUGGAGGGAGAAAAGCAGAAGGAAAGGGUGAGAGAAAACCUGUUGAUGGAUAUGGAGAGGCAGAAGGAGCGAGAGAUGGAGGAGAGGGUAAGAGAAGAGAGAGGGCUGGAUCUCCCCGCUUACGAGGAGCCCAUUGAGGCUGAUUAUGAAAUAUUCGAUGCGGAGGAGGAGAGCCAGGCCAGAGCAGCUGCUGCCCUACAGGGGAUGGAUUGCUUCUGUCUGGGCUGUGGUUGUCUGCUCUCUGAGACUGACAGACUGUCUGGAGGACACCAGGAUCAUGAGGUCACCAGCGUGGAGACAGCCUACGAAGACAUCAGGGAGAGGCUGAGUGAGUGGAUCUCAGAACUGCAGGAGAGAUCAGAGAACAUUGAGGAUCUGGUGUCAGAACUAGAGCUGGGAUACAACACUGUAGAGGACCAUUGCAGGGACAGUGAGGAGGUAAUGGAGGCUCAGAAUGAGGAGAUGAUGGCUCUGGUGAUGGAUCAGUACAACACCAUGUCUCUGAGCAUGGAGGAGGAAAAGAAGGCAAAGCUAGAGCAGCUUUACGACCAGAUCGUCUCCUUCCAGGAGAGUAUAGACCAGACCAAGGUCACACUGGACACCACCGCUAGAGAGGCAGAUAUAGACCCAGACACACAGACAUCCAAAGACAUCUAUAUGAGGUUAACAGAAGCACUACAGUCAGCCAUGUCUCUGGAGCUGGGUCCUCGGGGACUACUAGUGUUUGAAGACUAUGCCAAGGGCAAUGCAGCAAAUACACACACACGACGCAAGGGAAUCCCAGUUCCUCAGAAGCCGUCUCUGCAGCCUCAGGAGUGUGCUUCAGCCAGCAGCACCAGUGUGACUGUUUACUGGAGGGUCAACCCUGGAGACAUCAUAGACUGCUUCCAGGUCUACUGUAUGGAAGACCCACAAGGAGCGGUGUCGGAUGAGUACCGUGUGACAGUGAAGGAGAGUUACUGUGUUCUAGAGGAGCUGGAGCCUGACAAGGUGUAUAAAGUGUGGGUGAUGGCUGUCAACUAUACCGGCUGCUCUCUGCCCAGUGAGAGACUACCCUUCAGAACUGCCCCAUCGGUGCCAGUGAUUGAUACGGGGCGGUGUACGAUACUGUGGGACUCGGCCACAUUACGUUGGAAUGUGGACAACCAAACACCCAUGCAGAGUUACACCCUGGAGUACUGCAGACAGUACGCCCUUGAGGGAGAAGGGCUUAGGUCUAUCUCAGGUAUCCAGGGCAGACAACAGAGGGUACUACUGCAUCCCAAUGAGAACUACCUGUUCUACAUCAAAGCUGUUAACAAGGCUGGAGCCAGCGAACAGAGCGAGGCUGCUCUCAUAUCUACCAGGGGAACUAGGUUCCACCUGCUGAAGGCUUCGGCUCACCCUGUCCUGAAACUGUCUGAGGACCAGACCACCCUGUACUACCCCCAGGACACAUACACAGAGAGAGGGGAUGUGGUUAACGAAUGUCCAUCUGUUCUGGGUGAGUUGUUACCCAUGAGGGGGCAUCACUACUGGGAGACCAAUGUGACCAGAAGUUCUGCAUACCGGGUGGGAGUGGCAUAUGAGACAGCCAAUAGGGACAGUCUACUGGGGGAGAACAGCACUUCCUGGUGUCUGCAUUGUGUCCCAACACCCUACAGUUGUCGGUUUGAGCUGCUCCACGGCAGUGUUCAGUCAGAUGUGUUCGUGGGGGAGGUGCCCUCUCAUAUUGGCACACUGCUGGACUACAAGCAAGGCCGUCUGUCCUUCUAUAACACCCAGCGCGGCCAGCUGCUCGGGACCCUCACCCACUGCUUCACCCAGCCAUGCCACCCUGUUCUGGGCAUGGAGCAGCCAGGCAGCCUGAAAGUCAGCAUGGCCCUGGAGGUGGCUGACUUCGCCAAGCAUAGCUAGCCAAGCACCAGAACUUUCCUAUGCAAGAUAUAAGUACCCAUGGAUUUAAUAGAAAUCAAAUUUUAGAAAGCUAGAACAGUGAUAGCUACACUUUUAAUGGAAUAAAUAGCCAAUCUCUCUGGACUCUCCCCGAUGAAGGUAGUGGCUAUAGCUGUAUCAGGACAUUCACUGACUCAGUGAUGAAAGAGACAGGAGUGAGAGGAAGAACUGUAGUUGCUUCAGUAGUAUAGAUUUGAAAGAAAGUGCAAAUCUUGAAGGUAAUAGGAAAAAUAUUUUAUAAAUAGGAAAAACAAUCAGAGCAAUAGUCAAUAUCUAUCGCUCAAUUAUUGCUGUUUUAUUUCUCUUGUGAAUUUGACUGAGUGUUUCUUGUUGAGGUGAAAUGUUUAAUCUCUGAGAUCAGUAUUAAUUCAUUUUUUGGCUAUUUUUUAACAUGUUUUGUCAAUUGUCUUGUGUGCUUUAAUUUCUCCAGUAUCUCCUUCUCUUUUCUCAGCAAUCUUACUCAUCUCUCCUAGAGCCUUUAGUAGGUACAGUAGGCACACAGCCGAGAUGCACAUUAAACUGUAUGUAACUACCAGGGUAUUGAACCCAGGUAGUCUGUGUGACUCAAUACUUUGUUAGCCCACUGAGCUACUUGCAAGGCAGGUUAAUUACUUGGAGAUUGUGUGGAUAAAGAUACUAGUAACUAUUUUGUUUAAAACCAUAGCACUACUUGUGUUUCAUGUUGUGAAUACUGGUGUAUAAAUAACCUUGUAAACAUAUGUUGAAUCUCUUCUGUGUGUUUGUUUGGAAUCAUUUCUGAAUGAUGAUGAAUUAAAGUUUUUUUCUCUUUGUUGAA